This is a messenger RNA of Fibroporia radiculosa, 897 nucleotides long. RefSeq lists its product as uncharacterized. The transcript has 4 exons. Bases 1 to 897 code for a protein of 298 amino acids. NCBI's taxonomy places the organism in Eukaryota, Fungi, Basidiomycota, Agaricomycetes, Polyporales, Fibroporiaceae. The record is from RefSeq and is a predicted model, not a curated record.
AUGAAGGUUCUCAUAAUUGGUGCGUCUGGGUUCAUUGGCCUCCCGGUUGCGCAGGCGUAUGUUCGUGCGGGGCAUAUCGUGUAUGGUGUCACGCGCUCAGCAGCCAAGGCGAAACAGCUAGCUGCCGAAGAAAUAAUCCCGAUUGUCGCAGACACAGCCGAUCCAGCCCCUUGGCUUCCUCUCGUUGCGACCCUCGAUGUCGUGAUUGAAGCAAUAGGGGGCGCACAGGUAAAGGCACUGUCCGAGACACUUCUCAAGGCCACCACAAAAGCUGCAAAUGAGUAUCGUCCUGCUGGUGCACCCAAGUUGGCAUACAUCUACUCGUCGGGCAGCUGGGUCUACGGGGACAGCCGCGCUACCACCAUCACCGAUACAACCCCCAUAGUGAAGCCAGUCGAGCUCGUCGCCUGGCGGCCGGCGCUGGAGCAGCGCAUCUUGACGAAUUCGGUACUCAAUGGCAUCGUGAUCCGCCCAGCAUUGCUUUAUGGCCGCUCGGCGUCGAUCCUAGCGACACUUUUCAAAACGGCAUACGAGGGUAAAAUCUCAUGGUACGGGACCCCGGGCGGGAGGUAUGGGUUGAUUCACGCCGACGAUCUGGCCGAUUUAUACCUGCUCGUCGGAGAGAAGUCGUCCAUCCUUGGCGGCAAAGUGUUCGCCGCCGCAAAUGACUUCACUGAAAGUGUUGAUGACAUCUUGCAAAAACUUGUGCAGGUGUCCGGGGCGAAAGGCUAUGAAUACGUCCCGCCCUGCAACCUGUUCGAGAGUGCCAUCACGACGACGUCGCUGCUUCGCCCAUAUCUUGCUCGCUCACUGCUAGGCUGGCAGCCACGCAAAGCAGGUCUGGUGGACAACCUAGAGGUCUAUUACAAUGCUUGGAAAGCCAGCGAGGGACUGUAG